Messenger RNA from Pistacia vera, 1367 nucleotides. RefSeq names its product probable 2-oxoglutarate-dependent dioxygenase ANS. The transcript has 4 exons. Bases 178 to 1230 code for a protein of 350 amino acids. The record is from RefSeq and is a predicted model, not a curated record. NCBI's taxonomy places the organism in Eukaryota, Viridiplantae, Streptophyta, Magnoliopsida, Sapindales, Anacardiaceae.
ACCAUCUCUAAAAGAAAUGGCGUCUUUAAUUAAUCAAUUUUAACUUUUUAUACAAAUUGAGGUGUUUUAGAUGAUUAGUUAACUUUCAAUUAAAGAAGAUUACAUAUCAAACAUACAGAGUUUGUAUUACUUAAUAGCAUUAAUUGAUAUAUCACAGUGUGACCAGUGACAAUAACAAUGGAGAUUGUUUCACUGUCUAAGAGUGUUCCAGAAAUGGCCAUUAAUGGUGAUGAACCACCACCACCACCAUAUGUUUUUAAUAAGCAAUCUAUAUUUGGUUCCAUAGAUGUUUCUCCUCCAUAUGGUCCAUUUCCAGUCAUUGAUAUCAGUCUCUUCUCACCACCCUCAUCAUCGGCUGAUGUACACAAUGAGCUUGAAAAGCUGAGAUCCGCUCUCAUCUCUCCAGGAUGCUUCCAGGUAAUCGGUCAUGGGAUUUCAAGUUCAUUUCUUGACAAGGUACGUGAACUCGGGAAGCAAUUCUUUGAGCUUCCAAUGGAAGAGAAGAAGAAAUACGCCAGACCAACUAACCAAGUUGAAGGCUAUGGAAGCAACAUGAUAGUCUCAGAAAACCAAGUCCUGGACUGGUCUGAUCGCCUUUCUCUUUCGGUGUUUCCAGAAGAUACAAGAAACCUUCAUUAUUGGCCACAAAAUCCCAGUGAUUUCAGGGAGAUGUUAAAUGAAUAUGCCAAGAAGGUAAAAUCUGUAGAGCAAACGCUGUACAAGGCAAUCGCAAAGUCACUAAAUUUGGAAGAGAACAGCUUCUUGAAGAUGGUCGGAGAGCGAGCACCAGUCAGAGCAAGGUUUAAUUUCUAUCCACGUUGUUCAAGGCCUGAUCUGGUUCUCGGCGUCAAACCUCACUCGGAUACAGGAGGGAUUACAAUUCUUUUGCAAGAUAAAGAUGUGGAAGGUCUUCAAGUUCGUGUUGAUGGUAAUUGGUUUAAGGUUGCCAUAAUUCCUGAUGCUCUUGUCAUCAACCUUGGGGAUCAAAUGCAGAUAAUGAGUAAUGGUAUAUUCAAGAGCCCGCUGCAUCGAGUGGUGACAAAUCCUGAAAAGUUGAGGAUGUCAGUGGCGGUUGUAAGUGAAGCAGAGGUUGAUAAAGAGAUCGGAGCUGUGGAUGAGUUGGUGAAUGAAGAAAGACCAAGGUUAUAUAAAAAUGUCAAAAACUUUGGUGCUGUGGUUUAUGAAUCUUAUCAGAAAGAACAAAUAGCAUUGGACACCAUUACAGCUUAAUCUAUUUAUUUCAUUACUAGUGAUGCAUAUCAUAAUGUUUCGUAGUCGAUAAGAUCAUUGAUAUUCCUUGUUCAAACUCUUAUGUGUUGCAGAAGCUCCAUUUAUGCUUUAUGAAUAGUUAUUUCCUGUCAUCAUCU